UUUUUUUUUUGUGUCUUUAUGUCUACUAAAUAUCAAUACGAAACAGUUAAAAUCGAAGUCUCUGCUGAAGGCAUUGCUCACUUUCAACUCAAUAGACCUAAAAAGUUGAAUGCUUUUAAUGACGAGCUUAUUGCAGAUUUUAGAAAUGCUUUCCGCGAAAUUAAUCGUGAUAGUAAUGUGUCUGUUGUUGUUGUUUCUGGUUCAGGUCGCAUGUUUACAGCUGGUUUAGACUUGACAGAAGCAAGUAUUACAAAGAUGCAAGGUGAAAAUGAAGAUGCUGCUCGCAAAGCUUAUAGAAACAGAGAGCAUAUUGAAGAUUUUCAAGAUGCCUUCACAGCCAUCGAACUCUGCCCUAAGCCUGUCAUUGCUGCUGUACAUAGCGCUUGUUUUGGUGCUGGUGUUGAUCUGAUUACUGCAUGCGAUAUUCGUUACUGUACCAAAGAUUCCUUCUUUUGUGUCAAGGAAGUCGAUGUUGGGCUUGCUGCAGAUGUUGGUUCUUUACAACGUCUUCCUAAAGUUAUUGGCAACCAAAGUUUAGUUCGUGAACUCUGUUUUACAGGCCGAAAUAUGUAUGCUGAAGAAGCAUUACAAGCUGGCCUUGUAAGCAAAGUACUCGAGAAUCAGGAAGCUGUUUUGGCCGAAGCAUUCAAAAUUGCCAGGGACAUUGCUUCUAAAUCCCCCGUCGCAAUCGUAGGUACAAAGCACUUGUUGAAUUACUCCCGCGAUCAUACUGUAGCCGAAGGUUUAGCCUAUACAGUUACUUGGAAUGCUCCUAUGCUUAACACAGAGGAUAUUCCCAAAUCAAUUCAGGCCUUUGUUAGUAAAAAGCCUGCUACUUAUUCUAAACUCUAAACAAAUAAAAUAUGCUGCAUGAAAGGAACACUAAUAAUGCAUUAUUGUGAUUUGAUCUACAAUGUGCGUCUAUUUCGAUGGAUGUCUAUUUUGGUUGACUCCCCGCCAGGAUCAUGUUUUUUCCUUUUCUUUCGCUUAG
This is a messenger RNA of Gilbertella persicaria, 991 nucleotides long. Its product is annotated as ClpP/crotonase-like domain-containing protein. Lineage: Eukaryota; Fungi; Mucoromycota; Mucoromycetes; Mucorales; Choanephoraceae. The record is from RefSeq and is a predicted model, not a curated record. The coding region runs from base 19 to 852 and encodes 277 amino acids. The transcript has 7 exons. Gene Ontology annotation, molecular function: delta(3,5)-delta(2,4)-dienoyl-CoA isomerase activity. Gene Ontology annotation, cellular component: mitochondrion.